AUGCUCAAGACUUCUAUCAGACGGUUCUCUGUCGUAUCCAAUGUUUUGAAUAAAAAUGAAUCGAAUAUCAAACCAGUUUUCAAGUCACAUUACCUGAAUGAAGGUGUUAAACAUUUUGACAAAAAUUUUCCUAAGCAGCAAAAACGUAAACCUUGGGAUAAUGGAGAACAGACAAAAGACGAAUUCUUUAUGAAAAAAUAUGGCUCCAUAAGCGAAAAAGAAAGAGAGGUUUUAAAUCAGAAAGUUGAGAGGCAACGGAGAGCUAGAAAAGAGAGAAAGGAUGCUGAUCGACAAUAUAGAAGGCAAGAAAAAGAAGACCGAUUUUCUCGAUUUGGAGGUAACCGUGACUUUAGACAAGCCUUCAAGAACCCGUUAAGUGAAUAUGUUUAUGGUACUUUUCCCGUAAUGGCAGCUUUGAUGGCCAAUAAAAGAGGUCUGUUUAAUAAGUUGAUAACGCACAAUCCAAAAGAAGCAAGUGGUGAAAUCUUCAAGUUGGCCAAAAAAUACGGCCUAAGAAUAGAUAGAAAGGACAGCAAAGGUGAUUUGAAUGUGUUAUCUGAGAAUGGAGUACAUAAUGGAAUUGUAUUAGAGACAAAGCCGCUUGAGCUUCCAAUAAUAUCUUCUUUGGGUGAAUGUGACCCAGAACUGGGAACAUACAAAGUAUCGAUAGUUAACGAAUUAUACAACAGCGAAGUACAGAAACUGGAACAGGUCAUUCGUAGCUUCUCAGAUGAAUCCAGCUCUAAGUACCCCUUGGGGAUAUAUCUCGACGGUAUUACGGACCCACAAAAUAUAGGGGCUAUUAUUAGAUCGGCGUAUUAUUUGGGUGCAGAUUUCAUAGUGGUUCCUGAUCACGAUACAGCAAGAUUAGGUCCCGUAGCAAACAAGGCAUCCGCUGGUUCUCUUGACUUGACUAAUAUUUACCAAACUGUUGAUAGUUUACGCUUUGUUGAAAAUGUCAAGAACAGUGGUUGGAACGUAAUCACCACUAGUGCUAAACCCAACUUUGAUGAAUUGCAAGAUUUAAAGCUGAAGCACGAAAAGGUAGAAGAACAUUUAAAGAAUAAGUUCAUCGAAGUCGAUGAAUUAUCGUCGAUGAUGGCGCAAUCUCCGAUAUUACUUAUCAUGGGAAGCGAAGGUGCAGGUGUAAGAACAAAUUUGAAGCUCAAGUCUGAUUAUCUAGUUGGUUUAAACAAAGGUAGAAGAUCUGGUGUCGAUAUUGUUGACUCGUUGAAUGUCAGCGUUGCAUGUGGUUUGUUGAUCAGUAAAUGCUUCGAAUAA
This is a messenger RNA of Debaryomyces fabryi, 1281 nucleotides long. RefSeq lists its product as uncharacterized. Gene Ontology annotation, biological process: rRNA methylation. The record is from RefSeq and is a predicted model, not a curated record. Lineage: Eukaryota; Fungi; Ascomycota; Pichiomycetes; Serinales; Debaryomycetaceae. The coding region runs from base 1 to 1281 and encodes 426 amino acids. Gene Ontology annotation, molecular function: RNA binding; RNA methyltransferase activity. Gene Ontology annotation, cellular component: mitochondrion. The transcript has a single exon.